ACGGCCUCAAGGCCAUUGAGCAAUACAUUCUGCGUCAUUAAUGGUAAGCUAGAGCAUAGUGUGACUGGGGCUUAAGAGCACCGGCCCCUAUAAGAUUGACAAGGGCACUUUAGGUCACUGUGUCCUCUCUGGACUCUCGUACGAAGCAGUGAGUGGCCAACCUCGGCAUCGCACAAAGGAAGUUUCCUUGUAGAACUCGAGCCAUCAUGAAGAACUUUCGCAGCGAGGAGAUGCAGCUCAUGCAGCUGAUGAUGCCAGCAGAAUCGGCGCAUGACACCAUAGCUGCAUUGGGGGAGGUUGGGCUGCUGCAGUUCAAGGACCUAAACUCGGACAAAUCUGCGUUUCAAAGAACGUUCGCCAAUCAGGUGAAAAGGUGUGAUGACAUGGCGAGGAAGCUGAGGUUCUUCUCAGACCAGGUGGAAAAGUCUGGACUCAUCACAGGGACGCGACUAGGUGCCGAGAGGGAAUUUGAUUUUGAUGAGCUCGAGGGGAAGCUGGAGGAGCUGGAAAGGGAGCUGCUCGAGGUGAAUGCGAAUGCAGAGCGGCUAGCGCGCAGCUUCAGUGAGCUUGUGGAGCUGCAGCUGGUCUUGGAGAAGGCCUCUGCUUUCUUUGACGACGCGCAGCAUCGCGCAUCGGCAUCUGCCUUCGAGACGCGGCCAGCAGACGGUGGGUCCGAUAUAGGUGCUCCGCUGCUGCCAGAGGGUGGCGCGCCAGAGCCCAAGAGCAUGCGGCUGGGCUUUGUGGCGGGCACCAUCCCUGAGGACAAGUUGAACGCCUUUGAGCGGCUGCUCUUCCGGGCCACGCGCGGCAACAUGUACCUGAAGUGGUCGUCCGUGGGGGCUGUCGUGGAUCCCACCACCACCGAGAAGGUGGAGAAGGCAGUCUUCGUGGUGUUCUUUGCCGGAGAGAGGGCCCGGACCAAGAUCCUCAAGAUCUGCGAGGCGUUCAGCGCGAACCGCUACCCCUUCCCAGAGGACCCGACGCGCCAACGCCAGAUGAACGCUGAGGUCACCGCCCGCCUGCGCGAGCUGCAGACCACCAUCGAAGCAGGCGAGCGGCACAGGGACAACGUGCUGCAGACGCUGGGGGCGACGCUGCAGGCGUGGAUAGCCCAGGUGAAGCGCGAGAAGGCGAUCUACCACGUGCUCAACAAGUGCAGCGUGGACGUUACACGCAAGGUGCUCGUGGCCGAGGCCUGGUGCCCCGUCUCUGCCAAGCCGCGCGUGCAUGAGGCCCUGCGAGAGGCCGCCCACUCCACCUCAGCCUCGGUGACGACCAUCUUUCAGCCGCUGGUCACAUACGAGAUGCCGCCCACAUACUUUGCCACCUCGAAGGUCACCAGCUGUUUCCAGGAGAUUGUGGACGCCUAUGGUAUUGCAAGAUACAGGGAAGCAAACCCAGCGAUCUUCACCAUCGUCACGUUUCCCUUCUUGUUCGCCGUCAUGUUUGGCGAUGUGGGCCACGGCUUCCUGAUGCUGCUGUUCGCCCUGUACCUGGUGCUGAAUGAGAAGGCACUGGGGCGCACCACCCUCAAUGAGAUGGUGGAGAUGUGCUUUGGCGGCCGUUACUGCAUCCUGCUGAUGUCCAUUUUCUCCAUCUACACUGGUCUGAUCUACAAUGAAGCCUUCGCCAUUCCACUGAGUGUCUUUGGAUCUGGGCACUGGGCUUGCCCCACAAACGCUGCGGUCACGGACAGGGUGAAGAUGCACUUUGAUCCGGCGCUGUGCCCGGCAGCGUACUCUGAUGGCCUGGCCAUGAACUCCAAGUCCCCAUACCCAUUUGGAGUGGACCCUACCUGGAAGGGCACUCGCACGGAGCUGCAGUUCCUCAACUCUGUCAAGAUGAAGAUCUCCAUCCUUCUUGGCGUGAUCCAGAUGAACGGCGGUAUAGUGCUGUCCUACCUGAACCAGCGCUACUUCCGGGACAGCCUGUCCACCUACUGCGAGUUCAUCCCCCAGAUGAUCUUCCUCAACGGCCUCUUCGGCUACCUCUGCCUGCUCAUUGUGGGCAAGUGGAUCUCCGGGUCCACCGCCGACCUCUACCACGUCAUGAUCUACAUGUUCCUCAGCCCCGGCACCAACGGCCUCGCGUGCGCCGACCCCGUCUCCGGCAAGCUCACCUGCCCCGAGAACAUCAUGUUCACCGGGCAGGGGCCCCUGCAGGUGUUUUUGGUGCUGGUAGCGCUGGUGAGCGUGCCGAUAAUGCUGCUGCCCAAGCCGCUGAUCCUGCAGAAGCGGUUCAAGGCGCGCGCGGCGCAGCUGGAGGAGUACGGGCGCGUGUCGCCCCACGACGAGGACGAGGAGAGCGGCGUCCUGCGCAUGGCCGCCCCCGCGCACGAGCAUGAGGAGGAGUUUGACUUUGGCGAGGUCAUGGUGCACCAGAUGAUCCACACCAUCGAGUUUGUGCUGGGAGCUGUCAGCAACACUGCCAGCUACCUGCGGCUGUGGGCGCUGUCGCUGGCGCACUCGCAGCUGUCCGCCGUGUUCUAUGACCGCGUCCUCAUGACCGCCAUCAAGUACAACUCCUGGGUCGCUGUCUUCAUAGGCUUCUUUGUGUUUGCUCUUGCAACGCUGGGCGUGCUGAUGCUCAUGGAGACCCUGUCAGCUUUCCUGCAUGCGCUGCGUCUGCACUGGGUGGAGUUCCAGAACAAGUUUUACCAUGGGGAUGGAUACAAAUUCAUGCCGUUCUCAUUUGAAACUGUGCUAGCUGAGGAUCUGUGAGGCUUUGUGUGAAGGGUGCUCAGAGGAUGCUGUCCUAGGAAUUCUGUUGUUGUUUGUGCGCCACGCGUGCAAAAUAAAAAGCAAUUGCACAAGAGUUUCUGUUAUACAUGAUUUUCCUUGUAAAGUAGUCACGGUC
Coccomyxa subellipsoidea C-169 is the source of this 2856-nucleotide messenger RNA. Its product is annotated as V0/A0 complex, 116-kDa subunit of ATPase. Gene Ontology annotation, biological process: proton transmembrane transport; vacuolar acidification. The transcript has 17 exons. Gene Ontology annotation, cellular component: vacuolar proton-transporting V-type ATPase complex; vacuolar proton-transporting V-type ATPase, V0 domain. Lineage: Eukaryota; Viridiplantae; Chlorophyta; Trebouxiophyceae; Coccomyxaceae. The coding region runs from base 207 to 2720 and encodes 837 amino acids. The record is from RefSeq and is a predicted model, not a curated record. Gene Ontology annotation, molecular function: proton-transporting ATPase activity, rotational mechanism; ATPase binding.